AUGUCUUGCUACGACCUGUGCCCACCGAAAACCAGCGUGGCCGUGCCCCAGCCCAUCGCCGAGAGCUGCAACGAGCUGUGCGCCCGACAUCUCUCCGCUUUUGGGGGCUCCCUGGGGCGGGGGGGCCUCUACGGCGCCGGGGCCACGCAGGGCUCAGGGGGCCUCUGCACCUUUGGCAGACCCUACACUUCUCCUGCCUGCAGCCCUUGCGCCUGGCCCCGCUACAGCAAGAAGCUCUGGGACAACUGUGGGCCCUGCUAG
This is a messenger RNA of Merops nubicus (carmine bee-eater), 261 nucleotides long. Its product is annotated as scale keratin-like. NCBI's taxonomy places the organism in Eukaryota, Metazoa, Chordata, Aves, Coraciiformes, Meropidae. Gene Ontology annotation, cellular component: intermediate filament. The coding region runs from base 1 to 261 and encodes 86 amino acids. The transcript is spliced from 2 exons. The record is from RefSeq and is a predicted model, not a curated record. Gene Ontology annotation, molecular function: structural constituent of cytoskeleton.